Messenger RNA from Hibiscus syriacus, 514 nucleotides. RefSeq names its product 17.6 kDa class I heat shock protein-like. Bases 68 to 481 code for a protein of 137 amino acids. Lineage: Eukaryota; Viridiplantae; Streptophyta; Magnoliopsida; Malvales; Malvaceae. The record is from RefSeq and is a predicted model, not a curated record. The transcript has a single exon. Gene Ontology annotation, biological process: response to salt stress; response to hydrogen peroxide; protein folding.
UGCAACAAUAAUGUAAUUGCUCGAAUCCGUCCUUGAUCGUUUUGGGAUAUUCUCUUCGUCGCCGACGAUGGACUGGAAAGAAACUCCGGACGCACAUGUCUUCGAGGUCGAGCUUCCCGGCUUCAAAAAGGAGGACGUGAAGGUACAAAUUCAUGAAGGGAGAGUUGUUCAUGUCAGUGCUGAAAGAAAAGAUGAUGAAGAAGACGAUGAUAAAGGCGGGGAGUCGCGGUGGCAUUGCCGGGAGCGGAGAUCCGGAAGAAACUUGUUCAGGCAAUUCAGUCUGCCCCGAAAUGCCAAGGGUGAUGAGAUGAAGGCUUCGAUGCGUGACGGUUUGCUCGUUGUCGUGGUGCCUAAAGUCGAUGAGGCGUACGUGAAGGGUAAGAAGGAGAGCAGAAGGAUGGAGAUUGAUAUCAUGGGUUCAGGGGAGGAAACCCACAGUUCUUCUAAAGGACUUGGUCGUUUCCUCUGCCGUAAAGCUUGAACCACUUGGAUUAUUUAGUAAUUCGUGUAUUGU